Molecule: messenger RNA, 1665 nt
Organism: Chara braunii
Lineage: Eukaryota; Viridiplantae; Streptophyta; Charophyceae; Charales; Characeae
Source: the annotation of a GenBank genome assembly
UCGGUCGUCACAUGUUCUCCAACAUGUCUGUCAUGUCUCGUGUUAUAGAUGGAGAAGUCAAAUGUCUCCUCAAACAUGGCGGUCGAGACUAUUGCAUGCACGACCGAAGACCUGUAUGAAGAUAUAUCGAACGUCAUAGCAAGAGACGGCGCUCACAAGCAGUGCGUUCGCAGUCCUGGGACAGGGGUGACAGAUAACGAUACCAACCAAGAAAAGACGUUGCAAAUGGAAUCAGAGGAAAUGUUGGCAUUCAUUUGCGUGGCUGCAAAUGAGGACGCGGAUAACGGCGAGGGGACAGGCAACGAAGACACUUCGAUGUGCACGGUUAUCAGUGACUGUAUCACCAAGACUGAACGAGGAACGCAAUUCCUCUACGAUAUCAACUGGGAGCCCGACAAGGUGCAGCCAGGCUUGAACGGGGGCAAGCACUGCCUCGCCUUUAAGAGCGGUGAAACAUGGGUCCCUUAUCCUCCGCCUAAAUUGGCCACAUGGAGCUACAUCAUGGCAGCCAUUAUUUUCGACCGAUUGACAAGGCUGAAUGACGGCGUCGCGCUUCCACAUCUGAUCAAAUGCACGCAUGUCCUUUGGGAGGCACUGAUAGAAAAUGGAGGGUUACGACUGAAUGAUUUAUUUUACGAUCGUGAGGACUGCUCCCAACAAUGGGUGGUUUCUGACAGCACACGAGUUUGGGAUGGAGUAUGCAACGACAAUGAUGCAAGGCGGGAUGCGUGGUGGGGUUGGGUGCCGUCAACCAUUCCUUGUGAAUAUGGGGAGAUAAAGAUGCUUGUCCGCGAUCUAAAUGGGAACUGUUGGAGUACAGUUUAUAUAGAUGGCGAGUUCUCGUCUCAUUAUUUGGAGUAUGAGAUGGCGGAGUCCUUUGAUGUCGCGGCAGGGGAACCCCUAAUCCCACUGCAGAACCCCGUGUUUUCGCCAAUUGUAGAGGGGAAAGUUUUUUUGGGAGAGGACAAUAUUUGUCUGCGGCAGGGUGGUGGCGUUGGCGCAGACCCUUGUUCGGAUUUUCCUGAUAACUGUCUGAGCGUCAUUCGCCGCAGACACGGGCGGUCAACACUUCUUGGAUGGGUACCCGUUGUCUGUCCCAUGCGUUAUGCCAGCGGGGCAGACCUGUCCAUGGAGUUUAGAGAACCUCUGGGUGUUCCGUUUUUUGUGACAUACUCUGAUGGUUUGUUGCGGCACAUUGAGUACAUGGUAGCGGAGGACAUGAAGGGGAACGAUUAUAAUGCGGGGAGUAAAGAACCUCAGUUUGAAGAGACGGGACAACCGGCAUGUGAGGCAAACCAACCACCUGAAGACGCUCCCGGGGGAUGUGACGUUGAUGGACCGACUGCACACUCGGGUGCAGGACGUGCUGUUGUGGAGAAGAGCGCGCCAGUCACCGGCACGGUGUGCACAGAUGGUAGCAGGCGGACGGGGCAAGGAACAAAGCAGAAGGCGACAACCAAACGCGACAACGGGGGGACAACGACGGUAGCAGGGAAGGGGGGGUGGGGCAGCAAUGGUUGGUGGAAGAGGGAGAGGAAGGGGGAGGGGGCAGGGGGGGGCAGCAAUGGAUGGUGAGACAGGCGGGAAAAUUGAUGGGAGGCAAGGGCCGCCGAGGCGCAAUCGCCGACCCGGAGAGGCUGUUGUGGCGGAGAUGCGCCAACUGCA